GAGUAUCAGGGUCAGGAUGCGCGAGUGGCUUUCGAGCGUCUAGCAGAGGCGCGGGCGUCGCGGUCGGGGGGCGCCGAGGGGUGUCAGGGCCGCUUGGCGCCCGCUCGGCCAGCGUCGAGCAUCGCAGAGCCACCGUCGCGUGGGUCCUUGGCGUCGAGGCAGGAGGCGCCCUCGUCGGGUUGGUCUGCUUGGCGACGGACGACCAAAGACACCUCGAUGGCGAUCGGCGGCGCCAUUGAGCGAGCAGGGCGGAGCUCGGUGCUUGUUGGAGAUUGGAACGUCAGCCCCGAGAUGUUCCGCAGCCGCGCGGGCGCGGGGCCCGCGGCGAUCGGCGGCGCGGUGCGCAUUGCGUGCGACGAGCUCAUCGCGGCGGCGAUCCAUCUGGCGAUCGGGGGCGAGGAGCUUCGCAACUACCCAGGCGGGGGGCGCGAGGCGCUGGUGGUCGUGCUGCAGAGGCCAGCGAG
Prorocentrum cordatum is the source of this 464-nucleotide messenger RNA. Lineage: Eukaryota; Dinophyceae; Prorocentrales; Prorocentraceae. The record is from the annotation of a GenBank genome assembly.